UACGAUGGAGAAGAGAUUUUUCUUUGUAGGGAAGGGACAAAAAAUUUUUGUUAUCUCUAUAACCAAGACAGAGAUUGAUAUUCUCUAUACUACAGGUACAGGGGCGAGAAUUGAGAUCCCCUUUUCGCCCCUUUUCAUUACCAUCCCUAUUAUAGCCUUUUUCUAUCGUGAUAAUUGUGUUUUACAUGUUCUUGUUUUGCUUCCUUGGGACUUAACAGUUUUAAUAAGAGUUUGAAUCUGUGUUACUUCCUCUUGUAUAUUCCGCUUUCUAUGUCUCCUCCAUAAAGAAUUAGAUAAGUUUGGCAUAGGUCCUUUUUGGAUAUAUGUAAUUAGACCCAAUCUUUUAGUUGAAGCCAGUUUCAACUCUAACAAUCGGGCAUAAUUAUCUUUUCCUUUAAAAUUAGUCACCUCUAUUAUUUGAAUUCAUGUUUACAAGCUAAUUUUGCAGAUGGCAGAUGUAGCCAAGGAUCUAAUUUCUGGGACUGUUGGAGGGGCCGCGCAAUUGAUAGUUGGGCACCCAUUUGACACCAUAAAGGUCAAGCUCCAAAGCCAGCCUACUCCACUCCCAGGCCAACCUCCCAAGUAUUCUGGUGCAAUCGAUUCUGUCAAGCAAACUAUCGAAGCUGAAGGUCCAAGGGGAUUGUGCAAGGGUAUGGGGGUGCCUCUUGCAACUGUGGCAGCUUUCAAUGCCCUCCUCUUUACUGUUAGAGGACAAAUGGAGGCAUUACUGAGGUCUAAACCUGGUGAACCCCUUACAGUUUACCAGCAGAAUAUUGCUGGAGCUGGAGCUGGAGUUGCUGUUUCAUUUCUUGCUUGCCCCACUGAGUUGAUUAAAUGCAGAUUGCAAGCGCAAAAUGCAUUAGCAGGUUCUGGUUCAGCCAUUGUGGCAGUGAAGUAUGGUGGACCAAUGGAUGUUGCUAGGCAUGUUCUCAAAUCAGAAGGUGGUGUAGGGGGUCUUUUCAAGGGCUUGGUACCCACAAUGGCAAGGGAGGUUCCUGGAAAUGCUACUGUGUUUGCCGUCUACGAAGGACUGAAACAGUACAUGGCUGGAGGCCAGGACACUUCUCAGUUGGGAAAAGGCUCUUUAAUAGUUGCAGGAGGUUUAGCUGGUGCUUCAUUCUGGGCAGCUGUCUACCCGACUGACGUUGUAAAGAGCGUUAUUCAGGUGGAUGACUACAAAAAUCCCAAAUUCUCUGGUUUCACGGUGGCUUUUAGAAAGAUCCUAAAAGCAGAAGGUGUCAAAGGCUUGUACAAGGGUUUUGGCCCUGCAAUGGCUAGAAGUGUUCCUGCAAAUUCAGCAUGCUUCUUGGUGUAUGAGGUGACAAGGUCUAGUUUGGGGUAAUUCUAUUGUCAGUCACAGGUUGCCGGCCAAUGGUUUGGGUGAAAAUUAGCACUGUUAUCAUAUUGCUCUUUUAAAAGCCACCUUCUAGUCAUUGAAUGAUGCCUCUUCAAUUAAAAGAAUGCUUUAGCAAUAUGGUAACAGGCUCCUUCAAGUUUUCUUCAAAUUUUAUUUGUGUUCUGGUAGAAACAUUCUUUUGAAAAUAACUUACAGAACUAACUCCUUUUUACAGUUUC
Mangifera indica (mango) is the source of this 1575-nucleotide messenger RNA. RefSeq names its product mitochondrial carnitine/acylcarnitine carrier-like protein. Bases 449 to 1342 code for a protein of 297 amino acids. NCBI's taxonomy places the organism in Eukaryota, Viridiplantae, Streptophyta, Magnoliopsida, Sapindales, Anacardiaceae. Gene Ontology annotation, molecular function: L-ornithine transmembrane transporter activity. The transcript is spliced from 2 exons. The record is from RefSeq and is a predicted model, not a curated record. Gene Ontology annotation, biological process: mitochondrial L-ornithine transmembrane transport.